GAGAUUACUAACUACGCGCUAGCCUUCUGAUUCGUGUAAUUUACCCUCAAAUCACUUAUCAAACUUUUAUAACGAUUGGUUAGAUGUAACACGUAACCGCACCUUAGGUACACUUGGUGCUUCGUGACAGUUCCAGGAGUGAACACGGAUAGGACCAUUUCAAUGCAGAUCUAUAUCUUCACAUUGGUUUCUAUUUUCAAGAUCCAUCUGUUCUACGGACUCCAAUCAUUUUGCGAUAUCUUACUGGCUAGAAUGUAUGUGGGCGUUUCUGCUGUUGAAAUGACGGUGGUGUGUCGGAUGGGAUUUAAAGGGGCCGCGGAAAUCCUCUGCGCUUGCCGCGAAUGUUAUUGAAAGCAUAAACAAAAAUAAAACUAAAAGGAUCACCAUGGCUAACAGUUUCACCCAAGAAUAUCUACAGAUUCCUGCCGUCACCAGAGCGUAUACAACAGCCUGUGUUCUCACCACUGCCGCGGUGCAGCUGGAGUUAAUCACCCCUUUUCAGCUAUAUUUCAAUCCUGACCUGAUUAUAAAAAGAUACCAGAUAUGGCGCCUGGUAACCAACUUCCUCUUUUUCGGCCCGCUUGGAUUCAGUUUCAUGUUCAACAUGAUUUUUCUAUAUCGAUACUGCCGCAUGCUGGAGGAGGGGUCUUUCCGGGGUCGGACUGCAGACUUUGUCUUCAUGUUUCUGUUUGGCGGGGUGCUCAUGACCCUCUUCGGCCUCUUUGCCAAUUUGUUUUUCCUGGGUCAGGCGUUUACCAUCAUGCUGGUGUAUGUGUGGAGCCGGCGAAACCCCUACGUUCGAAUGAACUUUUUUGGCCUGCUCAACUUCCAGGCACCCUUCCUGCCCUGGGUUCUCAUGGGAUUCUCACUGUUGCUAGGCAACUCCAUUGUUAUUGACCUCUUAGGCAUUGGUGUGGGGCACAUGUACUUCUUUUUAGAAGAUAUCUUCCCAAACCAGCCGGGUGGGAGGAAGCUUCUAAUGACUCCAGGUGUUUUGAGAGCCCUCUUUGACACUCCAGAGGAGGACCCGGCUUACUCCCCUCUCCCAGAGGAUCAGGCGGGGGAGUCCUGGCAGGGGGCCAGCGAUGAAGAGGAGCUCCAUCCGGGUCAGGACGAGAGACACGACCACCAAAAUGAACCCCAGGACCCUGACGAGCAGCAUCGGUAGGACGCCUGCGGCCCAGAAGAGUCUGGAGAGCAUGGACGGUUGUCUUCAUCGCAUUCGUGUGCAUUGUGGGUUGCUUUGAGUGGACGGGUCAUCUCCUCAACAGCCCAACCCCCAUCUUUUACCCAAGGUCCUCAAGCAGAACUAGUGAGUUCUAUAAUCCCCACUGUACUGCUGUUAAAUUAUUUGUAUCAAGGCAGACACGUGAAAAGACAAAUGACUAAUGCCAUAAUAUAUUGCCCAGGGGACAGUCAAAAAUUGUUUUCCAUUCCUUUGUAGGUUCAUUUUGUUGCUGUAACUACAUGGGUGUGGUUCUGAAUAGCUUUUCAAAUGUCACAAAUCCACAUUUGAUGGCUGGUCAUUCAUUUGUUUUUCAUUUUUUUUUUUGUGCUGACACAUCAGUAGUUAGAUCAAAGUUAAAUAAUGCAACUACUGAUCAAAGCAAAGCAAAGCAAAGCAAAGCAACAAUGGCAGGAAAAUGCACUUUUCUCAUUGUUUUAUUUCCAAAUACUUAAAAAAUUUUUUUAGGAGAUUGGCUUUUUAUAGUUACUUAAUGAAAUAAAUUUGAGCAAUUGAUAACAUAGAUGGAACUUUCAGUCCACAGGAGUGUGAAAUUGGGGUGGCCAACUAGUGAUAGUGAUAUUAUAUAAACCCUACAGUACAUUGGAUACUGUAUGUCCCCCUGGCUGACAGACCUUAUCUGUCUGGUUAUUGAAGUCCCAGCCCUUGUGUUGGAGGCUGAGCAAUCAGCAGACAUGCUGCUUUCCCUUCCAACUGGGCUGUCAGUAUUAAUUAGGCUUCAUUGAGCUGUUAACUGAAUAUAAAUAUGGGUUUGACCUGAAUCCGUAGUUCAUGGUAAAAUACCCCUCCAGAUGUAUUUUAAAACCUUAAAAAACAUUCUAUAUUGAAUAAUAAUUUGUUUAUUAUGGUUUUUCCUCCCAAAAUGUUCAAUAAACAACUGAAAAUGGCUUAGUAGGUUCUCUA
Messenger RNA from Anguilla anguilla (European eel), 2149 nucleotides. RefSeq names its product derlin 3 (gene derl3). Gene Ontology annotation, molecular function: ubiquitin-specific protease binding; misfolded protein binding. Gene Ontology annotation, biological process: endoplasmic reticulum unfolded protein response. Gene Ontology annotation, cellular component: Hrd1p ubiquitin ligase ERAD-L complex; endoplasmic reticulum membrane. The transcript is spliced from 7 exons. The record is from RefSeq and is a predicted model, not a curated record. Lineage: Eukaryota; Metazoa; Chordata; Actinopteri; Anguilliformes; Anguillidae. Bases 386 to 1168 code for a protein of 260 amino acids.